This is a messenger RNA of Solanum verrucosum, 662 nucleotides long. RefSeq lists its product as uncharacterized. NCBI's taxonomy places the organism in Eukaryota, Viridiplantae, Streptophyta, Magnoliopsida, Solanales, Solanaceae. Bases 53 to 661 code for a protein of 202 amino acids. Gene Ontology annotation, cellular component: catalytic step 2 spliceosome; Prp19 complex; post-mRNA release spliceosomal complex. The transcript has a single exon. The record is from RefSeq and is a predicted model, not a curated record.
UGAGCGCAGCGUUCAUUCUUCUAUUGCUUAAUACGGAAAUUGAUCUGAGAACAUGAGUGACGAAAAAAGAGUUCACCCAGAUUGUGGGAAUGGUUCGAACCCUUAUCAUGAAUGCAGCGAAUAUUGCUUCAAUAUAAUAGCGGAAGUAAAGAAGCAAAUGAGCAAAGCUGAAACAGGUGUAUUGCAAGCUAAUACUGUUGAUGUUCAUCGCUCCGAUGUACCUGAUGAAAGAGAUGGUGUUGAAAGUCACAGCGAUGAUGGAGAGGAUAACAUGGGAGAAAAAUCGGCGAAUCUGAUCACAAGGAGGAAGAGGAAGUUAUUUGAAUUGAGGUUAAAAAUGAAUGGGGCAAGAAAAGCUAAUCAAUCUGCAAUGGUAGUAGAGAAGAAGAAAACAGAAGUUCUAGCUACAGAGUCUAGAGGAAUGUCCAAGUAUGGAAAGGCGCCAAAAUCAUCAGACGACAAGAUAGAGAGGAUGGUGAAGGAGCUCAAGGACAAGAAGCGCCAAUCAUUUAGUCGGAGGAGAAGGUUUCAUGAAGAGAAAGAUAUUGACUCUAUUAAUGAUCGUAACGAGCACUUCAAUAAAAAGAUUGAGCGUGCCUUUGGAAAAUACACCUUGGAGAUCAAGAAUAGCCUUGAGAGAGGAACUGCUUUGCCUGAUUGAG